AGUGAAACAGGCAAUGAUAUGGCAAAUUGAUAAAAUUUGGCAUGUCACCAAGCUGAUAAAGCCACGUACUCUAUGUACAUCGCAUUUCAAUAUCUUUACUCAGAUUGAAACAGAAGGUUGUAUCUAAUUCGAUCAGGUUAUAACUGAAUUGCACAAAAAAGGAACUUAAGUCGUCAUCGUUUGGAGAGUACCAACAUCAAGUAAAACGACGCUGGAGAUCGUUUAGAACUGAGGAUAAGACGGCGUUCGGACAGGUGUUUUUAAAGUAUGUCUACACAAGGGAAGAGGAAGAGAAAUAGUACACUAUCAGAUGAUGAUGAUAAUUACACAUAUAAAUACAGAAGGCACUCACCGGAGAAGGAAGAUAGUGAAGCGUUGGAAGAUAGUGAUGAAAAUGAGGAGGAAAAUAAUGAUGAUGCUGAGGAAGAGGAGGAUAAUCAGAAUGAUGAUCAAGUAGAUGACAGAAAUGAUCAUGAUAGUCAGAAGUUGCAGAAGAUGCUGGAUGAUGAAAAAGGAACCAAAAAGUGGCUUGCCGAUUACAUUUCCUGGCAUGUCAAGAAAGCGAGAGGUAAAACAUUAAAUGAACGCCAAGAUAAAAAGUUGAAUGAGCCAGAAAAUCUAGACAAUUACCUGUAUUGUUUAAUACGCAUCUGCCAAAGUCGAGCAUGGACACCUAAAUUUAGGGAGGACCUAGAAAAAUAUCCAAAUUAUAAAGCUAAAGAUGAACAGAACUUGCAGAAGAGAGGAGGGCGAUGUUCACGUACUAGUAACACAUCACCGGAAUGCGGCAAUUGUCAGGCCUGCAUUCGUCCGUGGUCAGUAAAAGUUACACUAGAUGGAGAACCGUAUGACAAAGAAACAUAUAGGAGAAGUAGGAAAAAAGGAAGCCCAGAUGUAAACCCCGUCGUGUAUUACAUUGGAAGCAGAUGUCAUGAAAGAUCCGAGCUAUAUCAUGAUAUCUUCCACUUUGACUAUGCACUUCAUCAUAAAUGCAUUAAAAAGAUGAAGGACGUGGAUGGGAACAAAAUUGAAAAAGUGACUAAAGGCUUGUUUGUUGAGAUGUACAAAGAUUGGAAGAGGUUAAUGACACAGACAAAGAAAUAUACCGGUAAAUGAAAUUAUUAACGAAGGCACGCACAUUCGAUGUCUGGAGUUUCUUAAUGUAUAAACGGCAUCCGACAUAAAUUCAAAAUGUUAUUUUGUUUAGUUUGAACCCCCUCCCUCAAAAGCCCCUAAUACCCCCCUCCCCCCAAAAACACAAAAAAAAGAAACCGACAAAAAAAAAACACCAACAACAAAAAAA
Messenger RNA from Ruditapes philippinarum (Manila clam), 1303 nucleotides. RefSeq lists its product as uncharacterized. Lineage: Eukaryota; Metazoa; Mollusca; Bivalvia; Venerida; Veneridae. The record is from RefSeq and is a predicted model, not a curated record. The transcript is spliced from 9 exons. The coding region runs from base 268 to 1116 and encodes 282 amino acids. Gene Ontology annotation, cellular component: nucleus.